Messenger RNA from Aureobasidium musti, 3093 nucleotides. Lineage: Eukaryota; Fungi; Ascomycota; Dothideomycetes; Dothideales; Saccotheciaceae. The record is from the annotation of a GenBank genome assembly.
AUGGCCAUUCCCGAUUCUAAUUCCGCCGCUACACCGAACAGGCCCUAUCCGCACAUUGAGGACUUGAAAGAGAAGGCCAAGAUCAGCGCUGUCGACAAGAAUCAAUCUCUGAACCACUUACUCGCUGAGGCCGCCACCGCCGUGAAACAAGCCCAAAGUCUUGUCGAAUACCGCCGUCCUGAUCUUGCCUAUGUCGAAUACCUGAGAGCCUUUGAGAUUGCUGUCGCUAUCAUCCCACAACAUGAACAAUACCCCAUCCUAAGCAGCCGCCGAGGCUCUCAGUUCAACCAGCACCAGUCCAUACUCCGCAACAUCAGUCAACUCGCCGACCGCUUCGACAAGAUCAAGGAAAUCAUCAUCAAUGACAACAGGCGAAAUUCAACCCAGAAGGCUUCCGACUUGCCUGUGCGCCGUUCUUCAAUCCAGUCCUCCUCUCCUGUCUCUACCAAUGGCAAUGCCGCCCUCGCUGAUCGUUUCGCCAAAUUGCGCAUGCAACCCGCUUCGGUGGAUACCUCUCUCGCGAGCAGGCGACUCGACUCUCGUUCCUCCCUCGCAUCCAGCAAUGGCUCCAUCACGUCACCUACAUCCUACAGCAACCGCUCCUCGCUCGACUUCUCCAACUCCUCGUUCGCAAAUGGCUCCUCGAUCAGGCCAGUCGGCCCGCGACAGAUGCCUAAUGGUGCCCCAGGUCACCCAUUCGCGAACCGGAUGACACUCGACACAUCCGUCACAGAUGCCUUGCCGAUGGCCCCAGCUCCUGCCUAUAGUCCAGCUCGCAACAUGAACACCCCAAGCCACAUUGUCCCUCCAAGGACUACUGCCCGUAGUAUGGUCGGAUCAGGUGGAAGGAACAAUUCUGUCGCCUCAUCUGCUUCGACUUACGCCCCGGGGAACGAGGGAGAAGAAUCCGCCGGCUAUUUUCCUCGUAUGUCACUAGACCGGCCACCAGCAGGUCCACCUCGACGAAAGUCCAUACACCGUCCGACAGAAUUGCGCAUUGGACCUGAACGACUUUACGACUAUCUGAGANNAAUGCACAGCGUCUUGCUGAUUGAUGUUCGAAAUCGGCAAGACUUUGACGAAGGCCAUAUAUAUGCUCAGUCCAUCAUCUGCAUUGAGCCAGCUGCACUGGAACCCAACAUGUCUGCUGAACAGCUCGAAGACGCGCUCAUUCUGUCGCCAGACGCAGAACAAACCAUGUUCUACAACCGACACAAGUAUGAUAUCGUUGUCUACUACGAUCACAACAUCUCCUCAGAAAGCUUCAUUCACCGCCCGACGUCGGAAAGAGAAAGAUACCUCAAAUACUUAUACGAUGCCCUUUACGAGUUCAAUUCAGAAAAGCCUCUACAACGACCGCCAAUUUUGUUGAUGGGUGGCAUCGAAGGAUGGGCAGAGUUGGUGGGUGAUCAAGCAUUNAAAAGAACAAACACUGUCGCACAACAGAAAUCUGGCCGUCCAAUCAGAAGGGUACCGGUGGCUAGCAAGGAGUCAAGAUUGUACGUCCCCAAGAAGCGACUUCGAGAUUACAAUCCGCUUGAUGCCGAAGAAGAGAGAAAAUGGCACGAGAGGGCUCGCGUCGAGAGUGUGGUCGUUGAACGAAAACCAUCCCUAGACGAAGGUGACGAAUCGUGGCAGGCUGAGAAUGGCACGCCAUCGUAUCAAUCCAUUGAAGAGUUUGUCCGACGAUUUCCAGAAGCUGGUUCCCUCGAGCAGCGAUAUGGAGUCCAGGAACAUCCUGCAUCCUUACUUCCGGCACGACCACAGCAGGUACCGUCAUACCCGACUCCUCCGCCAAAGUCAGCGAUGCCCUCAAUUCCAUCACGGCCGGUUCCUGCUGCAGCGCGGGUGUCAUAUAGCGGUGUCAGUGAUCAUCGUGCUGUUUCAGCUCAAAGCACUGGCUCUACAUCUACAGAUCUCCCACCAUAUGUUCCUCCGAAGUACUUACCUUCCAACCUUCGACUACCACGAACAGGUCUCGUCAACUUUGGCGUUACCUGUUACAUGAAUGCUACGAUUCAAGCUCUCUCCGCGACAACUCCUCUGACACUCUUUUUCCUCGAUGACAGAUUCAAGACUCUGGUCCAACGAGACAAUUGGAAAGGCAGCAAAGGUGUGUUGCCCGAGUUGUACGCAAAUUUGAUCAGAAGCAUUUGGAAAGGAGAUGUUGAAGCUAUUCGUCCAAGCACACUGCGGUCGUUCUGUGCUCGUCUAAACAGCGAGUGGGGUAUUGAUCGUCAACAAGAUGCGAAAGAGUUCUUUGACUUCUUGGUGGAUUGUCUACAUGAAGAUUUGAACAAGAAUUGGGCGAAAACGCCGCUCAAAGCCUUGACAGCGGACCAAGAAGCUACACGCGAGAAGAUGCCCAAGCCGAUAGUCUGUCGAACCGAGUGGGGCAGAUACACACAUCGCGAGCAGUCUUAUCUCACACAGCUCUUUGGUGGUCAACAUGCCUCUCGCCUACGAUGCACGACUUGUCACUUCACAUCCACUACCUAUGAAGCAUUCUACAGCAUAUCGGUGGAGAUACCACGUUCUGGUGUUUCUAGCAUUCAGGACUGCCUGAGGUCGUAUUGCGCAGAGGAAAGACUGUCUGGCGAUGAAGUCUGGAAAUGUCCACGCUGCAAUCGCGAACGCGAGGCUACAAAACAAAUCACCAUCACUCGGGCUCCGCAAUUCCUUGUUGUCCAUUUCAAACGAUUCAGCGCUGGUAGAGGCGAAUCUGCUCGCAAAGUCCGCACGCCAAUCGAUUUCCCUCUCAAGAACCUGAAUAUGUCACCGUACAUGCUACCAUCGCCGACCGAGCAAGACGUUCAUCUUAUCACAAAACAAUACGGUGCUGAUGCGUUGAAGCCUGAUCCCACCAUGUCACCGCCAUAUUUAUACGACGCAUACGCAGUCAUGAGACAUAUUGGCACCACACUCACCUCUGGCCAUUACACAUGUCUUGCCAAGGACAGAGCGAGGAACUGCUGGAGACAAUUCAACGAUACUUGGGUUGGUGACUUUGAUCCCGAGAGGUUGAGUGAGCGCGACCGUCUGCAGAACGAGAUGGCAUAUAUAGUAUUUUAUGAGCGAAAAGCGGGAAAUUGA